AUGAAUUCUAACUAUAAUCAGAGACCUCAAACAUCAGCUCCUGCAUUUACACUUGCUAGAAACUCAGAGAAUUCCAUACCAGAUUAGUCACCUUAGGGUGAACAUUCAUUUGAUAUAAAUCAAAAAUACUUAUCUAGGGAGGAGAAAAUAUCAUCUUAUCAAUCAAAUUUCCAUCCUUAUCUAAGCAAAGAAAUUUCUCCUAUGAGUGGAAAUAAUCUUGCAAAUAAUUAGCAUUGGGCACAAAAUAAUAAUUAACUUGGAGGUUUAGGAAGUGUUUCAACAUAUGGCAUGGACAUUUUAUCGUCUGAAAAGAAAUAAAACAGAUCAAGAAGAAAAAGCAAGCAAAAGAGAUAAUCAGAUUAGUUCAAUUAAUUCAGCAGCAGCCAUGCUGGACAUCGCAGCAGUUCUGAUGCGAUAGGAGGAUAAACGGGAACUUACACUCAAGAAAUUGAAAACAUUUUGAAUCAAAAGGAAUAGGAACUCUAGCAAGUAAAUCAGUUGAGGAUCUAAACUUUAGAAAACAUAAUUGAAGAAAAAAUGAGAAUAAUAGAGUCUUUAGAGAAGUAAACAGGCCCUUCUGUUGGAGCAAACACAGUUAUUGGUAAUGUAGGGGGUAUAGGAAGCAGUCUCCUUGUUUAAUCUCCAAUGCAUUAAAACUAAAUAAAUAGUACAGGUUAACUACUCUAGGCAACAAGAUAAAAUACCCCAAAUCUCGGAUUCAAUAAAUUCUCACAGAAUUCUGGAAAUGUACUUUCGGGAGGUAGUGCAAUAGAAGCGUCCUCGUCAAAUCAUUUGCAUCAUUACCUAAAUCAUAAUAUCGAUGAAUAGCCUUAUUUGAAUCAGCAAUUAAGUAAGUAUAAGCAGAGAGCUCUAAAGUACAAAGGACUCUAUAAUUCAGUAAAGAAUGCUCUUUAAGCAGAGUAGAUCAACUCUAAUAAUUAUCUUCAAUAAUAUGAAGAGCAAAGGAUUAAAAAUCAAGAGUUAGAAAUAAGAGUGAGCAGUGUAUAAUUAAAGAUUGAAUAAGAGAUAAAAAGAGUAAAGUAGGAGUGUUAAAGCCUCAUAAAGAAAUAAGAACAGGAUUUUAACGAAGAAAGAGUUUAAAUGUAAAACUAAGUCUAAAUUAAAUGCCUUGAAGUAGAGCAGAAGUAAUAAAUAAUUAACGAAUAUAGAAAUGACUAGCAGAAAGCAAAAGAGUUCUAAGGACUGAGAGAGGAAAUGAUUCACAAGUUGUAAUAGAAAAACUCAGAUAUAAGACUAUUGGAGCUAGAAAUACAGCGAUUAAUAACAGAUAACAACAGUAUUUAAUAGUCAAAUGAAGAUCUCAUUAAUGAGAUGGAGCAUCUUAGACAAUCAUCAAUGGAACAUCUAGAGAAUAUGGAGAGAGAACUUUAGCAAAAAUAUGACUAAGCUUAAAAUGGAGAGUAGGAAUUAAGAGAUCUCUAGGAAUAAUUCUUGGAGUUCAGGGAAGCCAAGAAACUAAAAGAAAAUGAUUUGAAAUUAUAAUUAGACAAGUACAAGCAUGAUGUUGAUGUCAUAAAUAGAGAUAAAUCCUUAGAAAUAUAGCAUUUAAAAUUAGUUUCAGAGACAGAAAGAUUAAAUCUCAAGUCAGAGUUUGAGGUUAGACAGGAAAUCCUCUCUAAGGAAAAUUCUUACCUUAUUGAAGAAAGAAAAAAGCUUAAAUCUGAUAUCAAAGAGUGGCAGUCUAAAUUCGAGGCAGAAUUCAAGCUUUAUAAGCAUGAAACUGACCUUUUAAGAAAUGAGUUACUUAAGGUUAAAAGAGAGGAGCUAAAUAAAAAUAAACUACAAGAGGAAAUUGAUAAUCUAAAACAAGUUAAAGCACAGUAAAAGGCACAGUUAGAAAAGAUGAUGCUAGAUAACUAAAGCUUACAAAGACAACUUCAAAUGGCAAAAAAUGCAAUAAAUAAUUAAGGAAAUUUUUAAUAAAACACUAUACUCAAUACUUAAAACAGCAAUAAUCAAAUCGAUAACAAUAGCUUUAUACAAGGAGAAAACCCAAAUUAAAAGUCAUUUAUCAUCACAGAUGUUUAGUAAUAAUACAGUGACAGAAGACAUCAUUCGUAAAGAUCGGCUCAUUUAUAAAAGCAAGAUCAGACACAGAUUAUAACUGAGAAUGACUUGCCACUUUAAAUAUCUCCAAAUCAUCCAUAACUUACUUAAAUAAGUGGCAAUCUUACUCCUCGAGAGCGUUAAACAACAUAAACUCAUCAUAAAGUAUUCUCUGAUCAAAUAAAUUCAAUCAAUUUUUAAAAAGAAUACUUUGCUAUGAAAGAGGAUAACACUAAUUAUAAGAUCUAAGUCUAUGAUCUUCAGUAAUAGGUUUAAAUUCUAGAUUCUAAACUUCAAGAGCUAGAACAUAAAAGAAAUGAACUAGCAAAUCAUAAUAAAUAAAGGCGAAAGGAUUUAGAUGAACUUGAAAAGAAAUAUAAUGAUGGUGUAAUAAAGAAUAAAGACCUUGAGAAUCAAAUCACAGAGCUAAAUCAUUUUCAAAAGCAACUAUCUCAUGAUAUUGAGUCUAAGGAUCGAGAGAUAAGCUAUUUACAGGAUAAAAUCAACAAGCUGAAUGAUCCUAUAACAGUCAAAUAUGAAAAGGAUGGACUAGUUCAAACUUAUAAAAAGAGAGUUGCUGAAAUGGAAGAAUAUAUACAGUUGCUAGAAACAAAAAUUGCAGAAUUGAAAGCCUAGUAAUUCGAAGUCACCUUAAAGUAAUAAAAUGCUAAAGAAAACCAUAAUUAUAGUUAAAUGGGUGGCGGGGCUAAAAUGCAAUCUUAAGGAUCGAAUGACUAAGGAAAUCUGAAAAGACUCUCGGUUCAGAGUAGAGAUAAUUAGUAAACCAGUUUUAGCAAUGCUAACACAUAAGAGUACUAUCAUUAUAAUAACGAUAAUCAUAAUUCAAACAGUUAUGGUAAAAUAAAUUAACACAAGCAGACUCUUUAGAGUUCUUUUAAGGAUAAAAUAGCCUCGAUGAAGAUGCAACUUAACCUUUGA
Molecule: messenger RNA, 3006 nt
Organism: Stylonychia lemnae
Lineage: Eukaryota; Ciliophora; Spirotrichea; Sporadotrichida; Oxytrichidae
Source: the annotation of a GenBank genome assembly